CACGAUUGCCCAACUAUGUAAACAUUCCGGAUGCCAUAUUAUGGCUCAACAUAGUUGCCCUGCAACGAAGUAUGACGAAAAUUUCCGAUUGCCAUCAACUGUUUGCGAUACAUCAGUGUUGGAUGGUAGCAUUUAUGCGUUGUGGCAAUAUUUUCACGACAGUUUCGCAUAAUAUUUUGUGUUGUGUUGAAUCAAGAAUCGGAUUUUGCUGAAAAAGCCAGGAUGGACGAAGAUGCCUCGAAAGACUAUUAGACAAGGACCAAGAUCGCCAAACUCAUCGAGCUGUACAAAUCUCAAGACUGCCUGUGGAAUGUGAGCAACCCAUCCUAUCGGGAUAAAAGAAAAAGAAUUGCUGCUUGGAAAGUGAUUGCCACCGCCAUGGGUUACGAUGUGAUGAGCGUGGAGAGGAAGAUGAAAGUGCUGAAGACGCAGUUCAUGCAUUGCUAUAAGCUCUACAAGAAAUAUUCGAUUAACGGGGACUCCUACCAACCCAAAUGGUUCGCCUACAACAGCCUGAGGUUCCUAAUACCGGCCAAAAUCUAUAGGGAGAAUAGGGAGAUCUCUAGGAUGCAAGAGCAAGGCGUGCAGCUCAUCAAGACCGAAACAAUCGAUAUACCAUCAGAAGAAAAUUUCAUAGUGAAUGAACGGGAAGAACCGCAGAGUCCCGCCGACAUCACCUUGAGGAAUUCCACCUUGAACAUCCCUCCACUGACGUCCCUCAACCCAAACGUCGCUUUUAGACCUGACACCCGCAGAAACGAAGAGACAAGCAUCCAAAGAUGCCACCCUGGUGUUGGAAGGGACGAAUACUCCAUUUUCGGGGAAUGGAUCGCUUGCAGAAUGAGAAACCUACAGGAUCCACGCGCGAGACUGACGCUGCAAUUCAACAUCAACAAUCUGUUGUUCGAUGCAGAAAUGCAGGAGAUAGACAGGAUCAACGACUCCAGCCAUCCAGACAGGACUUUGAAUGGAAUGUAGUUGAAGAUCCUAUCCAUCAGGACCUUUAUCAAAAAUAUCGUUCAUAAAGAUUUGACGUCGAAUAGGCCAUGAAAUUUCAAACGUUGACAUUGACAAAACGUCAACUGUCUAAAUUUCGUAGAUUACUCG
Coccinella septempunctata (seven-spotted ladybird) is the source of this 1107-nucleotide messenger RNA. RefSeq lists its product as uncharacterized. The record is from RefSeq and is a predicted model, not a curated record. Lineage: Eukaryota; Metazoa; Arthropoda; Insecta; Coleoptera; Coccinellidae. Bases 379 to 978 code for a protein of 199 amino acids. The transcript is spliced from 3 exons.